Messenger RNA from Owenia fusiformis, 1711 nucleotides. NCBI's taxonomy places the organism in Eukaryota, Metazoa, Annelida, Polychaeta, Sabellida, Oweniidae. The record is from the annotation of a GenBank genome assembly.
GAACGACAAUCAGUCCGUGACAGAAUAAACUUCCGAUGUAAACAAAAACGUAAUAUUUUUCACAACAAAGCAGUCGAAGUACGUACCACUGAAAUAGAGAUUUCUACAUCGUCAUGCCAUUUUUAGGACAGGAUUGGCGUGGUCCUGGUGAGGAAUGGGUUAAAACUACCGAAGGAUGGGAUAGAUUAAAGUUAUGGAGGCUCAGAUUGCUGGAGAAUUUGAACGAAAAUAUUGUUUCGAGAAUUCUCAAGGAAGCCUUAGAACAGAACACAUUUAUUCAGAAAGAUGAAUACAGCCACUGUCAUCAACCUCCACAUGUACUCAUACCAAAGCACACAACAAAGGAGUGCACAGGAUCUACUAGUCUGGCAGAAUCUUUUAGUAAACUUGACAUGGUGGGGGCUGCCAGAGAUCCAAGGAGAUUCGCCUACACAUGCAAGGUGCUCCAGUACUUCAUUCGUCACAACUUUGGCAACUUGAGUGGAACUGCACAGAAAUAUAUCCUGACCAUUCUAGAAGAGGCGUUCAAUCAUGUACUGAAGACAGGCAACAAUAUCAAACAGGUUCAUAGACUACUAAUUGACCUUACCGAGGCUUUGAAUGACAAUGCAUUCUACCCUAACCAUGUAGGCAGUUUAGCUCUACAUGAUAAACACAACCAGACAGUUCAGAAGAUGGAAAGACGUCUUAACAAUUUCAAAAUGCAAGAGCGUAAAGAUGAUGGGAAGCUGACACUUAGUGAUCUCCCUGACGACUGCAUCCGGAAUAUUCUUGUCCAACUUUCUGACCACAUUGACCUCGUCCAUUCUGGGGAGACGCAACAAUCAAUGUAUAACAUUUCUUCAGACAAUCAGAUGUGGAAACAAAUGUGCCUUUUUCACUUCAACGAUGUCCAACUUGCGACAAUGUUGCAGCGACUCGGGGGAAGUUUCGAGGAAGGAGUGGAUUGGAAGUUGCUUUAUAAAAAACUAGUCAGACGCCAUGGUACUAAAGAUGUCUAUGCCGUCAUGAUUCACUCAUGCAAUAACUGUGGCUCCCUCUAUUGGGAGAGCCAUGGCCAUCCAUGCCACUUCACAGAUUUGAAAGCAUCGUCAACCCCCAUGACACCCCAAAUGUUUGCCAGAGUCGUAGGAUUUUAAUUGUGUCAUAUCUUCAGAUGUAGCAAAUUCAGUUCUGACGCAUAUAUUCAUUAAAGGAAAAUAAAGGGAGAAUGAAACCAUUGUUUAUGGAGUAUUAUCCGAGUCAAGGAUUCACAUUUGAAUAGUGAAAAGUCAACAAUAGUGAUAUUAGAUUAUUAUUAUCAAUUACAUGUUUUUUUAUAAUACUGAAGGCAAUAUCAUGGAGAUUAGUAUGUGAAAUCAAUCACUAUUUUGGUAUGAAAAUUAAUGUUGGCUGGACACCAAUUCUGCAAAAAAACUAAUGAAAUGUCAUUUACAAAGGAGUAAUAUCAUAUGUUUAUGCUCACACAUUACAGAAAUUGUACAUAGAAUAUAUACUUGAUUUUCAGCUAUCUGUAUAAACUGUUAUUAUGAAGCUAUUAAAUUAUAUUGCUUGAUUCCAAUGUUUAAAGCUCCAUGACAUUUUAAACCCUUUCACCUCUUGACACAGUUCACCCUCCUCCUUCCCCAGCUGGCACCAAAAAUAUUGGAAAUGUUUGUAUGCAACCGCAAUUACCUCACUAGAGUAUGUUUUAACCAGCGCACACUUAUGU